Molecule: messenger RNA, 1220 nt
Organism: Vitrella brassicaformis
Lineage: Eukaryota; Vitrellaceae
Source: the annotation of a GenBank genome assembly
GGCGUCCAUCCAUUGGAUUCACGUCGCUUGCGAUCACGUCCAUAUAGCCAUUCCGAAGCGCACAGCACACAACACAAACACAACACAAACACAAACAACACACAACACAACACAACACUUACGGCCAAACCAGCAGCAGCCCACACACAACACAAAUACGCGACAACAGCACACAAUACAACCAUGGAGACACAGCUUCGAUCAACGCACGGGUGGGCGGGGGGCACCACGACCGAACAGCGGGUAGGCCUGUCGACACACACACACACAGAGAGGGAGAGGGACUUGUGUGUGCGGCAUGAGAGACAUGAACGAAUCGAUGGGCAUACAUCGUCACUCACUGACUGACCUGAUGAUGCAUGAAGGUGGGCGUGUAGAUGGGCACCGCCAUGGGGGUCGGCGUGGGACAGAUCACUGUCCUGUUCACAGCCAGGGCGGGGCUGCCAGCUCCUGCUGGGGCAAGGUACCUGCACGCACAAAGACAUCCCAUACAGACAAAGGUGACACCUCCUGUUGGUGCUGAUUGCCAGCUGGUGCGUUGCACACCUGUUCACUGGCAGUGGCCCGGGCUGGGGGGGCAGCCGUCUACCGUGGCCAGGUGCGCCUGUCGGUGGCACAGCGGGCAGAAGGCCUGCACCGGGCCUCACCUGCACGCACACAGAGAGACACAAUGGGUCACACAUGAGCGUCCUGUGGCCGCCCCGCGUCUCUUACCACUGGCUUUGGAUUCGUCAUUCUGGGGCUGGCAUGGUUGGUGGGGUGGACAAACGGCCGGCUUUGUGUGCCGGGGGGAGAAAACACCUGACGACUCGUACCGAGUCGCGGCUGCACACACAGCACAGCAAAUAGGUGGAUGAGCCCAUCCUCUAUGAAAGCCAUGCCGUGUUGGCUCUUACCGCUGCUUUGGGGGGCUGCGGCACCUCGGCGGUGGCUCGACGUCCUUGGGCGCCAGCCAUCUCCUCCUCGUCGACCGUCAGCUGCCGAAUGGCUGGGACCAUGGCCUCCACGCCGCCGCCAAGAUCAUCUUGCUCAGCACUGUCCAGCACAUCUGUUGUGAUUGUUGUGGUCCCCCGCUGCGAGGAGCGGUUGGGGACCCGGGCGCUGGGCAGCACACUGCUGACUUCCCGGUUGACAACUCUCUGUUGUGUAUGCAGAGGCACACGUAAAGCCGUGAUGCGUCUGUGUGUGUGUCUCACCUGCUGAAUGGGAUUGUUCCACAU